Molecule: messenger RNA, 636 nt
Organism: Drosophila teissieri
Lineage: Eukaryota; Metazoa; Arthropoda; Insecta; Diptera; Drosophilidae
Gene: Obp99c
Product: general odorant-binding protein 99a
Exons: 2
Coding region: 112-567 (151 amino acids)
Biological process (GO): sensory perception of smell
Molecular function (GO): odorant binding
Source: RefSeq, a predicted model, not a curated record
AGAUAGAUAUGCAUACAGCCAGCGAUCUGCGGCUAUAAAGCCAGGCACUUUCCCGUCGGCGGCUCAGUUCAGAACCUCAACUUCGCCGCGAUCGUGCAACUAUAUCCCAAUAUGCUCAAGUAUCUGAUCGUAGCUCUGGCACUGUGUGCUGUGGCCCAUGCCGACGACUGGACGCCCAAGACUGGCGAGGAGAUCAGGAAGAUCCGCGUGGAGUGCCUCAAGGAGAAUCCCCUGAGCAACGAACAGAUCGCCCAGCUGAAGAACCUCAUCUUCCCCAACGAGUCCGAUGUGCGCCAGUACCUGGCCUGCUCGGCCACCAAGAUGGGCGUCUUCUGCGACCAGAUGGGCUACCACGCCGACCGCCUGGCCAAGCAGUUCAAGAUGGACCUGUCCGAGGAGGAGGCCCUCCAGAUCGCCCAGAGCUGCGUGGACGACAACGCGCAGAAGAGUCCCACCGACGAGUGGGCCUUCCGUGGACACCAGUGCAUUAUGGCCAGCAAGAUCGGCGACAAGGUCAGGGCCUUCGUGAAGGCCAAGGCGGAGGAGGCCAAGAAGAAGGCCGCCUAAGUAUUGAUGUUCCAUUUGACCCCCAAUAAAGUGUGUUCAUCUGUGUGUGCUGGAAUGCAACCAUUCGAA